UGACUUUUCAUUGAAAAUUAAACGCGCUAUGAAUCAAUUAAUGACGUUGUUUCUGGGAAAAGGGGAAAUGACCGCUAGCGGCUCAGGAGUCAGGCAGGAUAACAUUUCACGGUGCAGCCUCGCCGCGCUCCCUGUCGGUUUGUUGCCUACUGAACGGCUGAACGCCGCCCGCGUUGCGCCAUUUUGAACGUGUAUGCAGGGAGAGGCAGAGGCGAGGGAAACCUCAAAGUAGAGUGCAAAGUCUAAGAAACAGCACAGAGGGUUGUAGUUUACUUCCUUUGGUUGAAAACUGAUUCGUACUGUCUGUUUCUACUGGACCGAGCACUUGUGCGUUCCUCCGACUAACCAGCAGCUCCCAGUCGUCAUUCCUCCACUCCUCCUCGGGCAGAACCAGCCAGCCGACCCGGGUCAGCACUGCUCCAGUCCGGGGCCCGAGCCCGCUACAGACCCGCACUGUCCGAGCCGCUCAACAUGGCAGGGGCCGGCGGUGGGAGCAAUGAUGUGCAGUGGUGCUUUUCACAAGUCAAAGGAGCGAUAGAUGACGAUGUAGCCGAAGCUGACAUCAUAUCUACUGUUGAAUUCAACCACUCUGGAGAGCUGCUAGCCACUGGGGACAAGGGGGGCCGUGUUGUCAUCUUUCAACAGGAGCCAGAGAGUAAGAACCAACCGCAGUGCUGUGGAGAGUACAACGUUUACAGCACCUUCCAGAGCCAUGAGCCCGAGUUCGACUACCUGAAAAGUCUUGAGAUUGAGGAGAAGAUCAACAAGAUUCGAUGGUUGCCUCAGAAGAAUGCAGCACAGUUCCUUUUAUCCACAAAUGACAAAACCAUAAAGCUGUGGAAAAUCAGUGAGCGUGACAAGAGACCCGAGGGCUACAAUUUGAAGGAAGAAGAUGGCCGAUACAGAGAUCCAAAUACAGUUACAGCACUACGGGUACCAGUAUUCAGGCCCAUGGAUUUGAUGGUGGAGGCCAGCCCCAGACGAGUGUUUGCAAAUGCUCACACCUACCAUAUCAACUCCAUCUCAGUCAACAGUGAUUGUGAGACCUACCUGUCUGCAGAUGACCUUCGCGUUAACCUAUGGCAUUUGGAGAUCACUGACCGCAGCUUUAAUAUUGUUGACAUUAAGCCAGCUAAUAUGGAGGAGUUGACGGAGGUGAUCACAGCAGCAGAGUUUCACCCCAACCAGUGCAACACUUUUGUGUACAGCAGCAGCAAGGGCACCAUCCGUCUGUGUGACAUGAGGGCGUCAGCGCUGUGUGACAAACAUGCCAAAUUGUUUGAAGAGCCAGAGGAUCCAAACAAUCGCUCAUUCUUCUCUGAAAUCAUCUCAUCCAUCUCUGAUGUAAAGUUCAGCCACAGUGGACGCUACAUGAUGACCCGCGACUACCUGUCUGUCAAAAUCUGGGACCUCAACAUGGAGACCCGACCCGUAGAGACGUAUCAGGUGCAUGAAUAUCUCAGAAGUAAGUUGUGUUCACUCUAUGAGAACGACUGCAUCUUCGACAAGUUUGAGUGCUGUUGGAAUGGGAACGACAGCGUCGUGAUGACUGGUUCCUACAACAACUUCUUCAGGAUGUUUGACAGAGGCUACCGGCAGGACGUGACCCUAGAGGCAUCGCGGGAGAACAGCAAACCGCGGUCGGUGCUGAAACCUCGCAAAGUAAGCACAGGUGGGAAGCGCAAAAAGGAUGAGAUCAGUGUAGACAGUCUGGACUUUAACAAGAAGAUCCUGCACACUGCCUGGCAUCCUCUGGACAACAUCAUUGCUGUGGCCACCACCAACAAUCUGUACAUAUUCCAGGAAAAACUGAACUAGCAUUAGAUGAACCGCUCAGAUCCCAGUUUCUGCUUAAGCCCCAUUGCUCUGAUACAUGCAUAAAACAAUAUCUGUCUUUGGCUAAAUCCGCAAGUCUGCACAAGAUCUGUCCUUGAUUAUUUUAGUACUGAAUGUGACGAGCAUUACUCACACAGUACAUCCCAGCAGGCCAUCAGCAGGGUUUGUAGAUCUCAGUCCAGACUUUGGGAUUUAGUGUCGUAGUAGUCCUCCGAUAGGAGCGCUCCAUUUAUCCAGCUGCAACUCCACUACAUCCCAAACCAAAGGGAAGAUGUGUUAGAUACACAUAUUUGGCUAGUUUGUUUAUUAUUUUGUGCCAUUGUGACAUGAUUCAUUUGUCAUAGCUACUAAUUGUUCAUAAGUUUCUGUAGCUACCAUGUUUUAUUAGUUUGAAUAGGAAAUUCUUUCUACUGUUCAUACAACUUUCUGUCACAAAGUUCCUUUUUGUACUGGCCUGAAGCACUGCUAAUACAAGCUGUCAACACUCCAUAUUUGCCCCAAGUAUUUGUCAAGUUGCCAAGUUCACUCACCACUCCUCCCUAAUAUUUAGUAUGUUAAUGCUGUUAAAGGGCCAUUCUAGUGUUUUCUCAUGUUUAACUCAUUCUCUGUAAAAAAAAAAAAAAAAAAGUGUAUUUACAUUACUGCCAACCUUUUUCCACAGCGUACCAAUAUUUAUUAGAUUGUUUUCUUAUCUUCAAGGCAGCCACUGGUUUACAUUUAUCUAUUUACAGUAAGAAAAUCUACUUACAGAGACUUGAAACUGAUCACAGUGAACAUUUUGUUCUCCUUGUCUUAAUUAGUGUUUGGUAGUGUAUUUGCUAGCAGAGAGUGUUGAUAUCCUCUGACAUCUGACACUUUGUUGUAAUCUACCUAACAGAAACCAUUUUAUUUUCCAAGAAAUAAUGAAAGCCAGUUUAUCCUUUUAAAACAUCCAUCUUUCUUAACAUUUGUCUUUUGGGUUAGUUUGUUUCAGCAAAGCUUGUAAAUGCAACGGUUUUUGAGUAGCUAAAGGUCAACACUACGAUGCUAUAACACCAUGACUACAUCAGCAUCAUGUAUUCAAAACAUUUCCUGCUCUCAGCUGCAUUAACAAAACCUGACUAGAUGUUCAGAGAUAGAUUACUGAUGUCAAGCAAGAUUCAACACUAAGUUGAUUUUAAUAAUGUAUAGAAAUGGCUACUCUUUGGAAAACUGUUGGCAGUAAUGAAUAUGCAAUUUCUAGUUAAUGCGAAAACAAACAAAAAGACCUGUGUAGGCCUUUAACAUGGACACAAGAAUGGCAUGCACACACACACACACUCGGCAGGUAUUACGGUUUUAGGAGGUGAAUGGGGGCUAAUCAUGCCAAAGUAACCAGUCCUCUACCCUCGUAAGUUCGAAUCAUAUAAAGCUGUCUUGCAGACGAGGUGCCCCUGGUCAGACUGGUGACCCUUGCACAUGUGUGGACCACCGUUAAAAAGCUCAGGACAAAAGCUUGUUAUAUACGUGGAAGAGCAUGAUGUGGCCUAAUUCUCUCGUGGUCUGUGGUACCAAAGUUGAGUGCUGCUGCCAGUUUCCCCACAAAGCCCGUCGUGUUGUUGCUGAUUGAUCGAUCACUUUGCCCUCUGGAUCUAGUUUCUGUUCGUAGUUUUUUUUAUGAUGUUUUGUACUGUACCUGAUAAAAGAGAAGAAUAAUCACUAUAGCUGAUUUAUUUUUGUAUAAAUUAAGGCAAUUGGAUUACAGUCUGAUCACUGUAGUUUCUUUAGCUGUCUAUCUCGGACUGAUUGUAGAUGGAACGUUGCCUGAUCGGGUAACCUUUUUUUUUUUUUUUUUUUUUUUUUUUGUCAUAUGACUUUGCGUCAUGUCGUUCAUUCUGGCAGGUAUUUGUUUGAAAGCUAGACUUUUUGUGACAUCUAAGAAGUGUGUUGUUUCUGACGUGGGACGUCCAAAGACAAGUAUUUUCAGGUGUCAGUACCUCUGUAGUCAUAAGCACUAUAACAGUUUAUUUUUUUAAUUUGGCUGACUGUAACUGAUGUUUAUGUAGUACUUAUUUAGACGCUUCAGAGUUAGAUUCUGAGUUCAUUUUGUUUCUUAACGUUCUGUUUUUGUGCCAUGGUUUUGUUUGUGAACCAUUUUGCUCGCUGUGAAAGAAUAGGCCCUCGUCGGCCUAAGUGGGAAAGGCAUUUUUAGUCAAGCAUUAAAUUAACAAUCUUAAAACUGUCAAAUCAAGUUCGCUCUAAAGCUAGUUAAGCAAAUUGACUAGGCAGAGUUACUGAUUCUGAAUUAUUGUAUGAAAAGUUUUCUCUCUCCUGAUGCAGGGGUGGCUCUUCUAUUGACUUGUUUAUUUAAAAGGAGAAUUUGUGGAGCACUUGGUCUGCAGAUGAUUGAUGUAUGGAAACUGUUAUUAAUGACUGCGUUGAACACGGGAAAGUACUAUAAAUUAAAUCUACUGUUUCUCUGCUACACUAUGCUUCAAUCACACGCUGCCAUUUCUCUUCUAGAGCAAACAGGUUAAUUAUAGCACAGUUUUUUCUCCUCUUUUCUUUCUGAAAAUACUGUUUAAUGACAUAAAGCCAUUGAAUCAGGGCAUGAAUCUUACUGGUCCACUGGAUCAUAUUCAUGUAAAUUAAUGUUUCACUUUUACCUUUAGACAACUGAUUUCCAAUCACUAGAACGCCACCAAAAUAACCAUCUCCACAAGGUGGUGUUAAGCUACUGUUGAGUGUCACUUCCUCAGGGCUCUGGGUAAUGUCCUCUAGUUAUGAGACACUUUUCUAAUCUCUCUUUUCUUUUAUUUUGCAAGCUUUUCAAAAGGCUUUUCUCUGUCUGAUGCAAGAACAUGUGUCAUAUGUAUAGUAUAAACCUGCAUAAUGUGGCGCCUUUGUCCCAUUCCGCUGUUAAGUAUGAUCUAAUCUUUUGGUCACCAAACAAGAGAGUUAUCCAUUGGAAAAUAUGAGAUCAGUCUUGAGAUCAGUCUUGUCCUGUCAUCCAUCCAAAGGAAGAAUUUACUCAUUUCACUGUUUAAAGUAAAUAUUAGACUUCUAACAAGCUGUUGAAAGAUGUGAGAAAUGUUAGAAAAUGCAAGAAUCUGUAUAAAAAUAGUAUUGGAUUAGAAUCAGCGAGUUUUCUUCUUGAAAAAUCUAACAUUGGCUUUUUAAAAAAAAUCAACGUCUUUGAACUCACAGCAGAGAUGGUCAUCAGACUGUUUGAGUGUCAGACGUACAGUAACAGAGCAGUAUUGAAAACAUUCAUUCAAACAUAUUGACACAUUCACGGACAUUUAUAAAAACUAAAUGACUAACCAGUAAUCUUUUUCACUUUCCCCUCAUAUUGUCUUCAUAGCUACUGUUCAAGGCUGUGGUGGAAACCACAAAACAUGUUCAAAAGAACCCUGUUGCCUUUCUUAAAGCAUUAAGAAGAAAUAAGAUAAUCAAGUAUGUUUCUUGAACUUUCUGGCAUGCCAGACAGGAGACUGCUCAGGGGAAUUAACCGCUGCUCUGUGAUCAAAACCUUGUACCUUCAAGAAAGCAGCUUUUCACUACUCUAUUAAAAACGUGCUUAUUUACACGUCUAUCACACACUUUUAACAAAUUUCUACAAUGGCUUUUGAAUUGGUUUCAUGAGCUUGGGGUCAACUAAAGAUCUACAUGAAAACUGUCUACAUUGGAGUUAUGAGGUUUUUCCACUUACAGCAGCAUUAUAUACAUGUCUAAUGUAUCACAGGAGUUAAAACAAAAUGCACUUUUAUUUUUGUGAAUUUCAUUAAUUUGUAAAGUGUUUUUUUUUUUUUGUUUAUUUCUUUCAAGGGGCUCUUGAAUAAAGAUUGUAGGAGAGUUUUGGUGAUCUGUUUGGGGGGAAAAAAACUACAAAUGGUUCAUUGUACAGCCAUGUUUGUCUUUGUCAAAUGGAAUAAAGUACAAUUUAGAUGAAAAGUAAUAGAGAAUUUCAAACUUGAGUUCUGAAUAAAAUGAUUUAUUUACUUGCUU
Messenger RNA from Thunnus maccoyii (southern bluefin tuna), 5802 nucleotides. RefSeq names its product protein phosphatase 2, regulatory subunit B, alpha a (gene ppp2r2aa). Gene Ontology annotation, molecular function: protein binding; protein phosphatase regulator activity. NCBI's taxonomy places the organism in Eukaryota, Metazoa, Chordata, Actinopteri, Scombriformes, Scombridae. Gene Ontology annotation, cellular component: protein phosphatase type 2A complex; cytosol. Gene Ontology annotation, biological process: peptidyl-serine dephosphorylation. Bases 472 to 1818 code for a protein of 448 amino acids. The transcript has 10 exons. The record is from RefSeq and is a predicted model, not a curated record.